GAAGUUAGAGAUGAUUGAUGAUGAAGUCUUGGGAUUCCUUGCCAACUUUCUUGGCAUUUUCAUUUUUGCUUUGGUUAUAGCAUAUCACUUGGUUGUGGCCGACCCCAAAUAUGAAGCUAGCUAGAAUACUUUGAAUUUUCUGAUGUGUUUGAGACAAAAAGGUUUUGAUUGAUUUGGUUCUGUAAGGUCAGCUUAUAUGACUUAAUAUUGGUGAAACCAGAAUUUUGUGGCUUAUGCCAAUUACAUUUUUCAAUAUUUAAAAGCAUGCUUGAUUCUUA
Messenger RNA from Arachis duranensis, 278 nucleotides. RefSeq names its product dolichyl-diphosphooligosaccharide--protein glycosyltransferase subunit 4A. The transcript has a single exon. Bases 11 to 124 code for a protein of 37 amino acids. Lineage: Eukaryota; Viridiplantae; Streptophyta; Magnoliopsida; Fabales; Fabaceae. The record is from RefSeq and is a predicted model, not a curated record.